Messenger RNA from Anguilla rostrata (American eel), 4796 nucleotides. RefSeq names its product oxidation resistance 1a (gene oxr1a). Lineage: Eukaryota; Metazoa; Chordata; Actinopteri; Anguilliformes; Anguillidae. The coding region runs from base 2305 to 3033 and encodes 242 amino acids. Gene Ontology annotation, cellular component: nucleus. Gene Ontology annotation, biological process: response to oxidative stress. The transcript has 7 exons. The record is from RefSeq and is a predicted model, not a curated record.
UAUAUUAUAUUAUAUUAUGUUCAGUCUCUCUGAAGCUUUGAAUAUAUUUCACCACAUUGAGAGACUAUAGGCUUCUCUCUGCAGGUAAUAUAGUUUUGAAAUACCAGGUUUUAGGACUUCCAGGUCUCCCAUCUAAUAAAAUAGUUUUCGUAUUAUGUAUAUUAGUUAUAGCAUGUUUUAAAGUGGUUUUUUAUUAAUAUUUCAAGUAUAACCCUGUAAUUUCUAAAUCUCCAUGGACAUUAUACCAGCUAUAAUUAGAUUAGGCUAUGCACUGAACAGGACAGAGCACUUAAUUCAUCCAGUUAAUUUAAAGCCUUUUUCCUCUACAGUAAACAUUAAUUUGUCAUCCUAAAGAGUAUUUUGUACUACGAGCUUAUAUAUUUUUGUGUAAGUAUAUUACACUAUGACUUUACAUGUUUCACAAUCUGAUGUUGUCCUGAUCAGUACUUUUACAUUACAACAAUAUUUAUAUUAUUUUUAAAAAUAAAGAUCCAUGUAUUUUUUCCUAGGAAUGGCAUGAGCUGGUUCAAAUAAAUUGAUAAUAGAUCUAUAGACCUUACCAACAUGGUGUACGUAGCAUGGAAAUGCAGGAGAGAUAUAACAAAGGCCACUUUGUUUAUGGAUAGUACAGCCUGACAGGCUGCCAAAUUAUUCCUGGCAUACAAUGAAACUGAUACAGCAGAAUACGAAAUUGAUAUGCAAGCUGUGGCUCGGAUUUAAAUAUUCAUGUAGAUAAAUGAUGUAGGAAACAAAGAUGUAGGAAACAAAGUGGACAGAUUUGCUUGGACCUCAUGAACGUGGAGAUGCCAUGCCAUCUUUCAGUAAAGCCAUUGCUGUCAGCUAACAUGCAUAACACAAUGCUUCUGCACUCCUGUCUCGGACAUUAACGUGAUUACUUUGUCGGUUUACGUAUAGACACACGCAAGCACGCGCGCACACACACGCACUCACAGGCAUACUGGCUUCUAAGUGUUUAAUAGAAGAAAUGCUGCUGUGUUUCAAGCACUAAUUUUUUGGAGAUAAAUGGAACAAAUUAAGGCUAACAGCACUGAGCAGCAAUAUGUGUAUAUUUUCCAAAUAAUGUCUAUUCAUACCUUGUAGCUAUUUAAAAAUAAAACCCUGUUUAUUGACCCCAGUUUCCAUUUAGUGGAGCAGCUUAUAAAGGGCCUUCCAGCAUCUUUGUUAGCACCACAGAUAUGAAAGGUGUUUUCACAUAGUUAGUCCAGUAGCUUACCAUGGUAUAUGCAUAAGAAGAGCUCUUCCAAUGUCAGCAUCGCUGACUUCAAGGUCAGAAUGUGAAGAAAAAAAAAUCAGUUUCCUGUGUAGCAUCCGUUAUCAAAAAGUUACAGAAGGUCCCUAUGGACAUUGCAAGUCCCAGACAAGGCUUAGACAAUGACGGGUAAAUGUCUACUUCGUCCCUCCAGUUCUAGGGUGGGUUUAAGACAGCAUGAAAUAAACGUUUACUGGCAUGUUCACUAGUGGUGAUAUAUGUUUGGCAGAGGAACAGUGAAACCCAUGUUGCAUAGAGCAUGAUGUGAUGUAGAAACAGAUCUAUUUCGAUUUUUGGUUGUUUUACAUCAUCUAAUCAUAGGUGAACUUUAUUGAUGUCAAGGGGAAAGGAGAUUAGCCUACACCUUUCAUACAUAGAGUAUGGCAAGGAAUCUUGGCUCAUAACCUGGUUGCCUUUGCUAAGAAGUUUCCACUGGGUGAGAAGUAUUCCUGCGUGAUGAUUAUCCAGAGCAUGAAACUGUAUCCACAGAUUAAUGGAUAAGUGACAAACCUCACUAUGAUACAUUUGACCCAUCCACUUUUGAACAUUUCUGGUUCAAACUCGUGGAAACAGUCCAAGCAUGAACCAAGAAUCCAGAAAGCAUUGGAUAAAUUGUUUUGAAAAAAUCCCCCUAAGUAGUUAUUGCACCUCAUAAGCAAGUAAGAAUGACCGCUGUGUCAUCAGUAUGCGGAGAAUUGUACUCAUUUUUGCGUAUCUGAGUGCGUUCAGAGCUUUUGCUUUUUAUAGUGAUCCUGUGCGCCUUAAAAAGCGUCACUGUACCUUUAAAUCCAUCUGAUUCGGUAACAUUUUAAGAGGAAGUUCCGUGUUUUCAUGUUUAAAUGACGAAUCGGAAUUUAGUUCACCCGGUUCUCGUGUUUCAAUUGGCAUUUUACUGUGUCAAUCAAUUACAUUUGGGAGACUGAAAGAUAACACUAUUUUGGAUAAUCGGUCGGAGUGUUUUGUGGGGUGCAUCUGCAAUUAUUAGAAGGAGCUGGAAUGUAACUGCCACGGAUUUGUGUCGACCUGAGCAAGACAUGUUUUCUUCCAGACGGGUGAAAGAGGAAAAGCCGCUGACACCUAAAUACACCUAUGCUGUGGUAGUGUCAUUGGCUGAGUAUCACCGCAGGAUCGAUGCGCUAAACAGCGAAGACCUGCGCGCGCUCUGCAAACGUCUCCAGAUCUCGACUAAGGAGGAGGUCAACUCCAAGCAUGGCACCUCCAUCAAGACUGACCUGGAGCCAGAGACGUUCAGACCCAACCUCAGCGAGCCAAGCGACCUUCUGCUGCCAGAUCAAAUUGAGAAGCUGGCGAAGAACCUCCCGCCUCGAACGAUCGGGUACCCCUGGACGCUGGCCUUCGGCACGUCGAAGCACGGCAUGAGCAUAAAGUCGCUGUACCGUGCAAUGCAGGGCCAGGACACGCCCGUUUUGCUGGUCAUCAAAGACAGCGACGGAGGGAUCUUUGGCGCGUUAGCGUCAGAGCCCUUCAAAGUCAGCGACGGCUUCUAUGGGACCGGGGAGACCUUCCUCUUCUCCUUCUACCCAGAAUUUGAGGUAUUCAAGUGGACAGGGGACAACAUGUUUUUCAUCAAGGGAGAUAUGGACUCCUUAGCAUUUGGAGGUGGAGAGGGCGAGUUUGGGCUGUGGCUGGACGGAGACCUCUAUCACGGCAGGAGUCACUCGUGCAAAACAUUUGGCAACCCUAUGCUGUCCAGGAAGGAGGACUUCUAUGUGCAGGACAUCGAGAUCUGGUCGUUCGAAUAAGACUCCUGGGGGGGCGGGAGGCGGGGGGUUGGGUAGGGGGGGAUUAUUGAAAUGUAGGACCUCCCCAAAACACCAGUGUCCCAAACCUGACUGCGCAUUACCUCGACUCCCCGGACGGCCGGCGAGAAAGCGUGCGACCAAGCUUACUGUCUGUUACUACUGUUACUACUUGCGUCAAUACAGAGCUUAUUUGUGAAGUUACUAUUGGUGUGUUUUCUCAGAGUUGAGUGCAGGGAGGACGCGGGGGACCGGGGGGAGGGGGAUUAGGGGUUUGGAGGGUGACGUAGGGAGCCACAGAAAGGCAUGCCGUUGGUAUGUUCAUGGAAUUAUGGGAUUGAAGACCAUCGGAGCAUUAACACCUCAGGUGCCGAUGAUGGUAGCACAGGUUUGGGACCAGCAGAGGAACUGCGGCAACAUAUGCAGAUACAGAGCUGACCCCCCUCUUUCCGGAUCUUUCCUCGUACCAUCCUUGGUCGGGUAAUUCGUACUUGGCGCAGGCCUUAAACUGUGUCCGAGAGGAAGUGCGCAAAGCCGACGGCGCAAGGUUUCCGCUGCGUGCAACGCCUAAACACGUCCGCAGGUUAGGACCCUGCGAAACGCCAACAGUUCCCACCUGGCUGUUGCCCUGGGAAGCAAAGUAUAGAGUACUUUGUAUUAUAGUUCUCCUGUCAUUCACCCAUCAUUGCGUACCAUCUCCAAGCACAUAGCUAUAAUCAGAAUACCCAUAGUCGUACUGUUCUGUUAAGUGGGUGUAUGUGUGAGUUCAGCUAACACCUCCUCCAGCCAGGAGCUGUGUGUACUGUUCGUAGACAGUAAUGUGUUGCAAUAGAUUUGUGGAAUAUGCAAAUUACUGUCAUGUGACCUCAAGUAAUACGGGGGGCACUUUGUCUACCUGUUGUUCUUUCAGAGAGAACUUGUAAAGCUUUUACGUCUUGACAAAUAAUUGCUUUUCUGGAUAUAAUUUGAAAAGCCUGAGACGUGGUUUAUUGUUUUACAUAAAUAUAUUGCAAUUAUAUAUUUAUAUAUAUGUGAUUAUAUAUAAAUAUAUAUAAUUAUAUAUAUUGCUGUUAUAAGUGUGACAGUGAUCUUUCUUUGUGCUGACAUUUCAGCUGCUACAAAUAUAAUGUAUAUUACCCUGUAAAUUAAUGUUAAAAUAGUAGAUUUGUUCCUAUAUAUAAAUAUACAUAAAUACAUAUAUAUAAAUAUAAAUAUAUAUAAAGUGUGGAUUGGUGGGUUGCUUAUAGCACUUUAAUCUUAGUAUACAAGCAUAAGGCCAGGUUCUUGGGUACAUUAGCAGUAGCUGUACAGUCAGUUUUCUUUGUUUAGAUCAUGAAGAUGUUAACUGUUCAUAGGAAGCUUGCUGCUGCAGUAUUUAUUCAAAAAAAAAAAAAGUUACCGGGCAGUUCCCAAACGCCCAGCGUUACAGACGAAGAGAACACCGCGGGCGCUGAACGUCGAAGUCCAGCGCAGAGCGUGAAUUUCUCCUCUCCAUGUUACCUGUCCAGUGGUGUGUCACGUUGUUAGCGUGUAGACAAUGUUUACAGACAGCUAGAGGACGCGGAGAUGUAAAUAACAAUUUUUUUUUCUCAGUAGCUUUUUUUUUUUUCUUUCUCUCCCCCUCUCUGGUCUUCCACAGCAGUGUUAGUGUCCCUGUGGAGUCACAAAGAACUACAUGAAUAAGUCCUCCAAUUAAUUUCACCAGAUUACAGUGUAACAGUGAUGUAUAAAUAACAAUACAAAUGAAUAAAUUGUCUAACCUGGGA